Heterostelium album PN500 is the source of this 1281-nucleotide messenger RNA. Its product is annotated as glycoside hydrolase family 5 protein. Gene Ontology annotation, biological process: glucan catabolic process. The transcript has 4 exons. Bases 1 to 1281 code for a protein of 426 amino acids. NCBI's taxonomy places the organism in Eukaryota, Evosea, Eumycetozoa, Acytosteliales, Acytosteliaceae. Gene Ontology annotation, molecular function: hydrolase activity, hydrolyzing O-glycosyl compounds. The record is from RefSeq and is a predicted model, not a curated record.
AUGAUUAAAAUAAUAUUAUUUUUAACAUUGAUAUUGAUUUUUAAUAUCAAUGAUAUUGAAAGUCUGUAUGUUAAAGGACCAUUUCUAAUAGAUAAAGACAAGAUAAUUCUAUUAAGAGGAAUAUCAAGACCAUCUUUAGAGUGGUAUGCAUUCGGUGAAAAUCUAUCAUUGAAUGACUAUAAAUUAAUGAAAGGAUGGGGUGCUAAUGUUGUCAGACUAUCGUUAAAUCAAGAUUUCUGGUUGGAAAAAGCAAAACUUUAUAAUAAAGAAUAUAAAGAGACAGUUGCCAAACAAGUAAAGAUGAUAAGAUCACUUGGAAUGUAUUGUAUCUUAGAUUUACAUUGGUCAGACGAUGGAGAUAUCAAUACGGAGCAGGCAGGUCAAAAAAGAAUGGCAGAUGAAAAUUCGAUUGAAUUUUGGAAACAAGUAGCACCUAUUUACAAGAAUGACACUGGUGUCCUCUUUGAAUUGUAUAAUGAACCGCUGCUACUUCCUUGGCGAGUAUGGAAAGAGGGUGGUGUUUACAACGGUAAGAAAUACAUUGGAAUGCAACAACUCUAUGAUGCCGUUAGAAAUCAGUCCGCUGAAAACAUUGUUAUCAUAAAUGGAAUAAGAUGGGGAUUUGAUUUAUAUGGUGCAAAAGAUUUAGUAUUUCCAGGUUACAAUAUAAUGUUUGGUACACAUCCCUAUAAAGAUCCAACACGUGUUAAAAAGUAUUGGGAUCAAACAUUUGGUGAUCUAAGUGACAAAUAUCCAAUUAUAGCAACAGAAUUUGGUGAAUUUACAUGUGAUACAAAUUAUACAAAAGAGUUUUUGGAUUAUGCUGAUAUGAAGGAAAUACAUUGGAGUGCUUGGGGUUGGUAUAAGAAGGAUUGUGCAUUCCCAUCGGUCAUAGCAGAGUGGGACGGAACACCAAGUGCCGUAGGAGAGUUGGUUAAAGAAUCACUUACACGUACCAUCAAAGAGAUCAAUAUCAACUUUUUAGACAUUGAAGACAAAGAUAAAGAUAAUGAAAAGGAAAAGGAAAAAGAAGAAGAAGAAGAAGGAAAAGAAGCAAAAGAAAAAGAGAAAGAAAAUGAAAAAGAUACAGAUCAUCAUCGUCAUCAUAAUACUUCUAAAGAGAAUGUAACACCUCUUAAGAGUGCUGAAGAUGAAGAGAGAGAUUUCAUUGAUGACUUUGAAACCAUUGACGAAGAGAAAGACGAUGACAUGAGUGUUGGAAGUUCAGAAAUUGGUGCAAUAGUAUCAGCUGCAAUCGAUGUAGAAAAUAAUAAAACAUAA